Molecule: messenger RNA, 741 nt
Organism: Microsporum canis CBS 113480
Lineage: Eukaryota; Fungi; Ascomycota; Eurotiomycetes; Onygenales; Arthrodermataceae
Exons: 2
Coding region: 1-741 (246 amino acids)
Biological process (GO): autophagy of mitochondrion
Cellular component (GO): mitochondrion
Source: RefSeq, a predicted model, not a curated record
AUGGCCUGCCCUAUCACAAUCGCCAAAUUUGUUGGCAUGAUCUCGAUUGGCAUAUCAACCGGUCUCUCGUACUCAGUCUCAUCCAUUACUCUGCCUGCUCUUCAAGGGCUUCCCACUGCUUCCGUUGCCGCCCAGGCCCUGACAGAUAUCCAGUAUCGGGCUCGCAGGACUGCCUUGACCCUUUCGCACAUCACUGUGAUCACGCUUCUCACGGCAUUCAGCCUCUCGUCCCCUCGUCGACGACACCCUUACCUCCUCUGGACCACCGCAUUCUCCCUCCUCGGCGGCCUCGGAUUGGAGCUAUAUACCAACCAUCCUGCCUUCAUCCAAGGCACCGAAAGCGCCCGCACCAGCACUUGCGGCUCCUAUCUAUCUUCAAUAUGCGGCGGCUCUAGACCUGGCGAAGCUCGCCCAUCCUGUUGCUGUGUGGGGUCUUUCCUGAACCGCCUAUUUGGAUCUGCACCUAAGCCAGCUAUCCCCGAAAAGAAGGCUGAAGACGAAGAGUCGCUCGCGACAUCGAGUGAAAUUGAGCUUGUCGAACCCCCAUCUGAGGCAGAGUCCGUAGGAACUGCUCGUUCAGCUGAAAAGCCGUCACCCGCAAGCUCGAUAGCAGACAUCAACGGCGAGGUUGUAGAAGCCUCGAUGAAGAUGGAACGCAACUUACAUAAGCUAAGGACCUAUAUCCUUGGUAUCGGCUUUUCCAUGGGUGUGAUUGGCAUCUGGGGCGAGCGAACGAAAUAG